AGUGCCUUCCCUUCUGUCUGUCUCUUCUUCUAGUUUUACUUUAACUUAACAUCUUCGUCUAGGCAGAGACAAAGCAAAGCAAAAGCUUAUAUGAGCAAAAAGUUAGAAAUGAUACCCAAUACCAUCCAAGACGCAAAAGCAAAGCACCCAAAAAAGUAGAAUAAACCCAUCGAUCCAAAAUAACCAUAUAUUUUGAUUUUUUUCAUAUAUGCUUUCCUAACAAAUCGAAACUCACCGCCUGAACACACAAAAUCUUCGCGUCUUUUCUUCACUAUGGGACUCUGUUUUAGCAAAUCCUGUUCCCGUAAUAUUCUUAUCUCUUCCUCAGACUCACCUUCUCAUACUCCGCCAAGAAGACCAACAACAACCCAAGACCGAUAUUACCCACCACAGCCACCACCUCCGGUUCGGCCUAGAACGACUCCCUCUUCCACAUCUUUAGCUUCAAACAUUGGCCCUGUUCUUGGAAAACCUUAUGUUGAUAUAACCGCACUCUAUGAUCUUGAUAAAGAAUUGGGCAGAGGCCAAUUUGGGAUCACUUAUCUUUGCACAGAAAAGGCAACUGGAUUAAAGUACGCUUGCAAGUCUAUUUCCAGGAUUAAGUUAGUGAAUGACAAAGAUAUUGAGGAUGUUAGGAGAGAGAUUCUGAUAAUGCAACACCUUUCGGGACAACCCAAUAUUGUUGAAUUUAAAGGUGCUUAUGAAGAUAGGCAAACUCUGCAUUUGGUAAUGGAGCUCUGCUCUGGUGGAGAGCUUUUUGAUCGGAUUAUAGCCAGAGGAAGCUAUACGGAGCGUGAAGCGGCCUCGAUUAUGAGGCAGAUUGUGAAUGUGGUUCAUGCGUGUCAUUUUAUGGGGGUGAUGCACAGAGACUUGAAGCCUGAGAACUUUUUGCUUGUUAGUAAAGAAGAGAAGUCUCCAUUAAAAGCUACUGAUUUCGGACUCUCUGUUUUCAUCGAACAAGGUAAAAUUUACAGAGACAUUGUUGGAAGUGCAUACUAUGUUGCUCCAGAGGUGUUGAAUAGGAAUUAUGGGAAGGAGAUUGAUGUGUGGAGUGCUGGUGUCAUUUUAUACAUUCUUCUAAGCGGAGCGCCUCCAUUUUGGGGAGAAAAUGAGAAGGGAAUAUUUGAAGCAGUUGCAAAAGGCCAACUUGACUUACAAAGCUCACCAUGGCCUAAAAUUUCAUCUUCUGCUAAGGACCUGAUCAAGAAAAUGUUAACAAGAGACCCCAAGAAACGAAUUACCGCUGCCCAAGCACUUGAACAUCCGUGGCUAAAGGUGGAUGGCGAAGCGUCUGACAGGCCGAUCGACAGUGCUGUCCAAAGUAGGCUAAAGCAGUUUAGAGCAAUGAACAAAUUAAAGAAGCUUGCAUUAAAGGUAAUAGCAGAAAACCUUUCAGAAGAAGAAAUACAAGGCUUAAAGCAGAUGUUUAACAACAUAGACAUAGAUAGAAGUGGUACCAUCACAUACGAAGAACUCAAAGCUGGAUUGGCAAGAUUAGGAUCCAAGCUUACUGAAGCAGAAAUAAAGCAGUUGAUGGAUGCUGCUGAUGUCGACAACAGCGGCACUAUUGAUUAUGUCGAAUUCAUUGCAGCGACAAUGCAUCGACAUAAACUGGAGAAGGAAGAACACUUGUACAGGGCUUUCCAGUACUUUGACAAGGAUAAUAGUGGGUUUAUCACAAGAGAUGAACUGAGAGAGGCCAUGGCUCAAUAUGGAAUGGGAGAUGAAGCAACAAUUGAUGAAAUCAUUGAUGAUGUUGAUACUAAUAAAGAUGGACUAAUCAACUAUGAGGAGUUUGUGGAAAUGAUGAGAAAGGGAACACAAGGUAUUUAAUGGAGGGAAAUUGAGAUAAAUUAUGUAAAUUUGAAAAAAUCACAUUUCGUAAUUAUAUCGAUCAAUCAAAUAAAAUUUGUUUCUUCUGUCUUCUA
Molecule: messenger RNA, 1928 nt
Organism: Jatropha curcas
Lineage: Eukaryota; Viridiplantae; Streptophyta; Magnoliopsida; Malpighiales; Euphorbiaceae
Gene: CPK29
Product: calcium-dependent protein kinase 29
Biological process (GO): protein phosphorylation
Molecular function (GO): calcium ion binding; ATP binding; protein kinase activity
Source: RefSeq, a predicted model, not a curated record